AGUUGGAGUGAUCCAUUAUUCCUUACAGAGACGAUCUCUGUUCACGGCGCCGUGUUUACAGCGAACGCAGCAGACUGCAGACUGACCGCGCGAGCCUGUGGGUUAAUCUGCCUAACUACGGCUCCCUUUCGGCUAUCAGUCGACGGAGAACAUUAAAUAGCAAAAAAAGACCUGCUCUCAUCCGAAGCAACAAGGUCAAAUAUUCGGUUUUCGGUCACAGAAAGGCUACCACAACAACGCGCUGCGUGUGCGUGCGUGCGCGAUGACCGGCUGAGAAAGAAGAGAAGGAGGAGGAGGAGAGAAGGAGGCUGCGGUCUGAAACCAGAUUUUAUCCUGGAUAUUUCUGAAGAGACGUCGUGUCGUUAACAGGGCAGUGUUUAAAUUUAACAUGUCUCUGUAUGUCCCAGUCUACCAAUUUCACUUGCAAAUUUAGGGCUGGUUUCUGCUUCUCUAAAAGACCCCCCACCAGCAGCAGCGGUGGGACGUUUACGGGUUUUCCCCCCUGAUAUGGAGUGGGAAGAUGUGGAUUACCGAGGAAUCCCCGCCGCUACUUUAGUCGCCAUGGUUUCAUUCAUCGCCUCAAUGCGGCGUUGUCUUUGGCAAGGAUAAAUUGAACAGGGGCAGCCGGAUAAAUUGGUGAUUUUUGGACCGGAGUCCCGUUAGGAAACGCGACGGCGUCCCCGCUCUCUUGUUUGUUGUAGCUAUUAGCUCCAUUAGCCGGCUAACAGCUAAAAAAAAAAAGCUGCGGAUUAAACAGGCGUUUUAACCAUUCUGACCAGGUUUGUUUCCCUCCUCACGUCCCCUCCUCCACAGCGUGUUUAAUAAGAUUUCAGGGGGAUUCACGUGUGUGGGAACUGGGUCUGGAAUGGAAGGGAGCCGCUUGACCUUGUUUUGGGGUCUGAUGCUGGGUCUGUCGUCCUGCCUUCGGCCCGCCACCGCAGAGAUUUGUACUCUCAGCAUCGACAUUGGCAAUGACAUCAGUAAUUUCAGGCAACUUGAGAAUUGCACUGUGGUGGAGGGCUACCUGCAGAUACUACUCAUCAAUGACAAAAACAAUAACGCCAACCAAGAAGUCUUCCGCACCCUCAGCUUUCCCAAGCUGACCAUGAUUACAGACUACCUGCUGUUAUUCAGGGUUUCUGGUCUGGACAGUCUGAGUAUGCUCUUCCCCAACCUUUCGGUCAUCCGCGGACGAAACCUCUUUUAUAACUACGCACUGGUGAUCUUUGAAAUGACCAGUCUGAAGGACAUUGGCCUGUACAACCUGAGAAACAUCACCCGUGGUGCCAUCCGCAUUGAGAAGAAUCCGGAACUCUGCUACCUGGACUCAAUAGACUGGUCCCUCAUCAUGGACGCGGAGUUCAACAAUUACAUUGCUGGAAACAAGCAGUCCAAAGAGUGCAGUGACGUUUGUCCAGGCAUCAUUGAGAACAACCCUUUGUGCAGAAAGACCAUGUUCAACAACAACUACAACUACCGCUGCUGGAACUCCAAUCAUUGCCAGAAAGAGUGCCCGGAGAAGUGUGGACGGCGAGCUUGCACAGCGGAGGGUGAGUGCUGCCACCCCCAGUGUCUGGGCAGCUGCACGGUUCCUGGCCGCGACACAGCAUGUGCUGCAUGCGUGCACUACCACCACGAAGGGCGCUGCGUGGCCGACUGCCCUGCAGGCACGUACCGAUUCGAAGGCUGGCGGUGCAUCAGCAGAGACCUCUGCUCCAAGAUUCACCUUCCGGACUUCGAUACCUUUGUCAUCCACGGGGGAGAGUGCCUCUCUGAAUGUCCGUCUGGGUUCACACGAUCUGCAGCCAACAGUAUGAUGUGCACAGCCUGCGAUGGUCUGUGCGAUAAAGUGUGUGAGGGGAAGGAGAUCGAAUCUAUGGAUGCUGCCCAGUCUCUCAAAGGCUGCACCGUUAUCAAAGGCAAUCUGCAAAUCACCAUCCGCAGAGGCCAUGACAUCAUGGCAGAGCUGGAGAGUUUCACGGGGUUGAUCCAGAGGGUGACAGGUUACGUCCGGAUCACAAACUCGCACACUCUGAGUUCUCUGGCGUUCCUCCGCAGCCUCAGAUACAUCGAUGGAGAAAAUCUUCUAGAAGACCUGUAUGCCUUCUCAGCAAACAACAACCAGGAGCUCCAGUAUCUUUGGGACUGGAAUCAGCACAACCUGACCAUAAAAACAGGAAAGCUCUUCUUCAAAGGCAACCCGAAGCUCUGCAUGUCCGAGAUCCGCAAGAUGUGGGACAAGACGGGCGUGCAGGGCCGCUUCGACGAGACCGACUUCCACAAGAACGGCUACAGAGCCAGCUGUGAAAGCACUAUCCUACAGUUUACGUCUAACAGCACCAGCAGCACACGGAUCAAGCUGACAUGGGAGCGCUACCGACCGCCUGAUUACAGAGACCUCAUCAGCUUUGUAGUCUACUACAAGGAGGCGCCCUUCCAGAACAUCACAGAGUUCGAGGGGCAGGAUGGUUGUGGCUCCAACAGCUGGAAUAUGGUGGACGUGGAGCUGAGGCCAGAUAAAGAGUCGGACCCCGGGGUUCUGCUCUCCGGCCUGAAACCYUGGACACAGUACGCCAUCUUCGUUAAAGCUAUCACCCUCAUGGUGGAAGACAAACACAUGCUCGGUGCGAAAACCAAGGUUGUCUACAUUCGCACCAGCCCCUCUGCGCCCUCCAUGCCUCAGGACGUGCGGGCCUAUUCAAACUCGUCGACUCAGCUGGUGGUGCGCUGGUUGCCCCCCAUCUCGCCCAAUGGGAACCAGACUUACUACUUGGUGAGAUGGCAGCAACAAGCUGAAGACCGGGAACUGUAUCAGCACAACUACUGCUCAAAAGAGCUGAAGAUUCCUGUCAGGAUUGCCGCUACAGGUGUUGGGGACCCAGAAGAGGACACAAAGCCCACUAAACCAGAUCCUGACGGGUUAGAUAAAGGCCCUUGCUGCCCGUGCCCCAAGUCAGCGGAGGAGCUGGAGGCUGAAGCUGCCGAUGCUUCUUAUAGAAAAGUCUUUGAGAACUUCCUGCACAACUCAAUCUUUACACCGAGGCCACCAGAUCGGCGCCGCAGGGAUCUGUUCGGAGUGGCGAACUCGACCCGGCCUCGCCGGCCCCAACCGCACACCAACAGCAGCUCCGUCCCUCCGCUCCAAGCCGCCGGCAACAGCAGCAUGGCCGACUAUGCCGAGCGGGAGUACGAUUUCGUGGAGCAAGCGGUGACRGAUCGGGAGCUGCAGAUCUCCGGCCUGAAGCCCUUCACCGUUUAUCGCAUCGACAUUCACGCCUGCAACCGACAGGUGCAGCGCUGCAGCGCCGCCGAGUUCGUCUUCUCCAGAACCAAACCUGCAGAAAAGGCUGACGACAUUCCAGGCCCGGUGAACUGGGAGGGACACGAGAACUGGGUGUUUCUGCGCUGGCCAGAGCCCCCCCACCCCAACGGUCUCAUCCUAAUGUAUGAGAUUAAGUUUAAACUGGCUGCAGAGACUGAGAAGCACGAGUGUGUAUCUGGACAAGUGUACCGGACUCACCGUGGCGUCCGGCUGUCCAACCUCAGUCCAGGAAACUACUCUGUCAGAGUCAGAGCAACUUCACUGGCUGGCAAUGGCUCCUGGACACACAAUCUGCAUUUCUAUGUGGCUGAAAGAUAUGAAAACGCCUUCUACGCUAUGAUCUUUGUUCCCAUCACCAUCGUCCUCUUAAUCUGCUUCCUGGUCACAAUACUGGUGGUUUUCAACAAGAAAAGGAACAGUGACAGGCUGGGGAAGGGAGUCUUGUACGCGUCGGUCAACCCUGAAUACUUCAGCGCUGCAGAAAUGUACGUACCAGAUGAGUGGGAGGUUCCCCGGGAGAAGAUCACCUUGUGUCGCGAGCUCGGCCAGGGGUCUUUCGGUAUGGUGUACGAGGGCGUGGCCAAGGGCGUGGUCAAAGACGAGCCAGAGACGCGCGUUGCCGUCAAGACUGUCAACGAGUCUGCCAGCAUGAGGGAGAGGAUCGAGUUCCUGAACGAGGCCUCGGUCAUGAAGGAGUUUAACUGCCACCACGUUGUUCGUCUCCUGGGCGUGGUCUCUCAGGGCCAGCCCACGCUGGUCAUCAUGGAGUUGAUGACAAGAGGAGACCUGAAGAGUUACUUGCGCUCGCUGCGUCCUAAAGAGCAGCAGUUUUCGAGCCUGUCUCUCCCUCCACUGAAGAAGAUGCUUCAGAUGGCGGGCCAGAUUGCAGACGGCAUGGCUUACCUCAARGCCAACAAGUUCGUCCACCGAGAUCUGGCUGCCCGGAACUGCAUGGUGGCCGAAGACUUCACCGUAAAGAUAGGAGAUUUCGGCAUGACCAGAGACAUCUAUGAGACMGAUUACUAUCGAAAAGGAGGAAAAGGUUUGCUCCCUGUCCGCUGGAUGUCACCGGAGUCUUUAAAGGAUGGCGUUUUCACCACCAACUCUGAUGUCUGGUCAUUUGGAGUUGUGUUGUGGGAGAUCGCCACUCUGGCAGAACAGCCCUACCAGGGUCUGUCCAACGAACAAGUCCUUCGGUUUGUCAUGGAGGGGGGGCUGCUGGAGAAACCACAGAGCUGCCCAGACAUGCU
Austrofundulus limnaeus is the source of this 4572-nucleotide messenger RNA. Its product is annotated as insulin-like growth factor 1 receptor. The record is from RefSeq and is a predicted model, not a curated record. Gene Ontology annotation, molecular function: insulin receptor substrate binding; insulin receptor activity; ATP binding. Gene Ontology annotation, cellular component: insulin receptor complex; plasma membrane; axon. Gene Ontology annotation, biological process: positive regulation of phosphatidylinositol 3-kinase/protein kinase B signal transduction; regulation of JNK cascade; positive regulation of MAPK cascade. NCBI's taxonomy places the organism in Eukaryota, Metazoa, Chordata, Actinopteri, Cyprinodontiformes, Rivulidae.